AUGACGUCGAAUCGUUGCUGUUUUAGUGGCACGUCAAAGUCGUGUAAAGAAAAUGAAUCACGAUUUCUUCAUUCGAACUCGCCGAUUCAACCUGCUUCUCUACCACCCAAUUUGGACGCCUCACCAGCUGGACUGUCCCUAUCGGCAUCACUGUCGGUGCCACCAAAUUCAGACGCAGCUGUUGUGUCACCGGCUAUGUUAGGUGGUACGGCUGAAUUGGAGACCUCUUCAGCACCAGUGGUGAUCGACCAUGACACCCUGCGCCGUGCCUUUGUCUACGUCAAAAUCCCUGGCACGAAUCUGAUGCGUGCUCCGCUCGAUGACUAUUUGUCAGCGCUUUGUUUCAUCAGGAGGUUGACUUUGGCAUUCGAGGCUCACAUGCGCAAUCAAUCUGCUGGUCGUUUUCCAUUCAGCGAAAUGAGAUGUGGCUUGGAUUUCGUCCGCAUCUCGGUCCCCGUGGCGGUUCCACCUCAAACCCAACGAACGGAUGCGUCGGCACCUCAGACGCCACAACAAAUUGGCGGUCUUGUCUCGUUCAACUUCCAUUUAGACGCGCACACAUUGACUUUGAAGUUGAAUGUGGAGUACAGCAAAAACGCGCCGCCGUUGAACGACAUUGCAACGUUGGAGCGCUACUUUGAGCUUGUGGUUUGCCGCUUGAACAACGAACUUGCGGUGUUCUCCUUUAUAAAUCUUUGUCGCAUGGUGGCUAAUGGUGCGGUAUCUGGAAUCGCUCAUGUGAUGAAUGCUCAAAUGGACCCUUCGCCUUCAACUUACUGGAAUGUAUCUAUUCAACUGGUUUGUCUAGCAAGAGAUCAAGCAAACGCUAGUGCUCGUCGUUAUCAGUUUGGAACGGUGUUCGAUGCGAAUAACGUCAAUGCUCUGCUGCUGAUAUGUUUCCGUCCAAGUCGAACUACGUCACCUCGAACUAUCGAGAAACAUUUGCUUCGGAUUGUUUACAACAUGCAAACGAAUACUGUCAAACAGCACGGUAGUGAAGAUGAGGCGCUAUCGUCCAUUUUGUCGGCAUGCUCACAAGAAGCGGCAAGGACGGGCGAGUGCCCAUUGUGGCCAGCGAUUCGCCAGUGUCUUGACAAAGUGUCGUCAGCAAAUGUGGCCGGAAUGCCUGCAUCAGUCGGCUAUAUGCCAGGCUCAGUGGGUGGUCCAGUGUCGGUGGGACCAGUUGGUUCAGUUGGUAUGGGACAUAACCCAGGUUCAAUAGCCAACCCAGGAUCGAAUACGUAA
This is a messenger RNA of Cooperia oncophora, 1245 nucleotides long. NCBI's taxonomy places the organism in Eukaryota, Metazoa, Nematoda, Chromadorea, Rhabditida, Trichostrongylidae. The record is from the annotation of a GenBank genome assembly.